AUGAUUUUCAGAAUCAUUUUGUUCCCAUCAUGUAUCUGUGCCCUGUCUCUCCGCACACACCAGAAUCUUGAAACACACUUUUGCUUUCCAGAGUCGGGGGUCAGCUCUGAUGAUGACGAUGAUGAAGGAGAUGGGAGUUACCUGCACCCGUCUCUCUUUGCUUCCAAGAAGUGUAACCGCCUGGAGGAGCUGAUGAAGCCUCUGAAGGUGGUGGACCCGGAUCACCCCCUUGCCGUGCUGGUCCGUAAAGCCCAGGCCGACAGCCCCGCCCCCACCCCCCCCGCGGCAGAUGGCACCGUGCAGCCCUCCCAGGUCGAGUACACCGCUGACUCGACCGUGGCCGCCGUGUACUACAGCUACUACAUGCUGCCCGACGGCACCUACUGUCUGGCGCCGCCCCCGCCGGGGGUCGACGUGGCCGCCUACUACAGCACCCUGCCUGCUGGGGGGGCCACCGCCGCCCCGCCACCCCCCGGGACCACGCCCCCACCCCCCCCAACCACAGCAGAGACCAGUAGCGGGGUGACCGCCACCCUCACCACAAGUGCACUUGCUCCCGUGGCGGCCAUCAUCCCCCCGCCCCCCGACAUUCAGCCUGUGAUCGACAAGCUGGCAGAAUACGUGGCUCGCAACGGCCUCAAGUUUGAGACUAGCGUCCGUGCCAAGAACGACCAGAGGUUCGAGUUCCUGCAGCCCUGGCACCAGUAUAACGCCUACUACGAGUUCAAGAAGCAGUUCUUCCUCCAGAAGGAAGGGGGCGACAGGGCACAGGCUGUGUCAGCACCAGAAGAGGCUCCUGCAGAAUCUGCUCCCGAAAAGCCGAGUGACGGUGGGGAGGAGGGUGUGUGUGAAGACUCGGCCGACGCAGCGAGAGGCGGCCCCACGGGGAAGAAGGAGGCGUCAUCCAGUAAGACUGUGGCAGACGGGAAGCUGGUCAAAGCUUCAUUUGCUCCAAUAAGCUUUGCAAUCAAGGCCAAAGAAAAUGAUCUACUUCCCCUGGAAAAAAAUCGUGUUAAGCUAGAUGAUGACAGUGAUGAUGAUGAAGAAGGCAAAGAAGGCCAAGAAAGUUCUAGUAGUGCUACAAACACUAACCCGGCAGUUACCCCACCCUGUGUAGUUGUUGAGGAGAAGCGGCCUCAACUUACCCAGGAGGAGCUAGAAGCGAAGCAAGCAAAGCAAAAGCUGGAGGACCGACUUGCAGCUGCUGCCAGAGAGAAGCUGGCCCAGGCGUCUAAGGAAUCGAAGGAGAAACAGCUUCAAGCAGAACGUAAAAGGAAAGCAGCUUUAUUUUUGCAAACCUUAAAAAAUCCUCUGCCAGAAGCAGAAGUCGGAAAAGUUGAGGAAAAUCCUUUCAGCGUGGAGGAAGCCAGUACUGUGUCUUGUGCGCUACCGGCCGGAGGCAGACCUUUGCCAGCUUCAGACGUUAAACCCCCAGAAGGGCCCUCCAGCAAAAGUAGAGACCCACCGAGGGAAGAAGAGAAGGAGAGGAAGAAGAAAAAGCACAAAAAGCGGUCUCGCACAAGGUCGCGCUCCCCCAAGUACCACUCAUCCUCCAAAUCCAGGCCCAGGUCCCACUCGAAAGCAAAGCACUGUCUCCCCAGUGCCUAUCGGACUGCGCGGCGCUCCAGGUCGCGAUCCCGGUCUCCUCGGAGAAGAGCACACUCUCCCGAGAGACGGAGGGAAGAAAGGAGUGUCCCCACGGCCUACCGGAUGAGUAACAGCCCGGGCGUCAGCAGGAAGCGGACCCGGUCCAGAAGCCCCCACGAGAAGAAGAAGAAGAGGCGCUCACGGUCACGGACCGAGUCCAAGGCCGGGUCCCAGUCGGCAUCCCCGAGCAAGCAGGCCACACGCCGGCACACGGCCCACUCGGCCAGCAUCUCUCCCGUGGAGAGUCGGGGCUCCAGCCAGGAGCGCUCCAGGGGAGUUUCUCAGGAAAAAGACGGCCAGAUCUCCUCGGCAAUUGUCUCCUCCGUGCAGAGCAAAAUAACUCAGGAUCUCAUGGCCAAAGUGAGGGCGAUGCUCGCCGCUUCCAAGAACAUGCAGACCAGUGCCUCCUGAGACGCGGGCGUCGUGCUGGCCCAGCGCCCGGGCUGUGGGGCCGGAGAGCCAAGCAGCUCCCGCGUGCACAGACCCAUCCAACGCCGUCCACAUUCUCCCCCAGGGACGCCCCUGGGCAGUUGGUGGUUUUUGUAAAUUAAUUUUUGAUGACAUUUUCAGUUUAAGAUUUUUGACCAGCAGUCUCUUACCUGUAUAUUUGUAAAUAAUAUCAUGUUUCUGUGAAAAUGUAUUAUCAAAUAAAAUGGGAGGAAAACACCUUUUCUAGCUAGCGA
Messenger RNA from Leptonychotes weddellii (Weddell seal), 2330 nucleotides. The record is from RefSeq and is a predicted model, not a curated record. Lineage: Eukaryota; Metazoa; Chordata; Mammalia; Carnivora; Phocidae.